Molecule: messenger RNA, 1147 nt
Organism: Hibiscus syriacus
Lineage: Eukaryota; Viridiplantae; Streptophyta; Magnoliopsida; Malvales; Malvaceae
Exons: 1
Coding region: 52-1116 (354 amino acids)
Source: RefSeq, a predicted model, not a curated record
UUCUACCGUCAUCUUGGUUGUUAUUCCCAAUCUUCCUACCUUCAAGAAGCCAUGGAAGUGGUGGUGCCGGUGCCUGCAGCGGCUGUGGAAUUCAACUUCGACAACACAUGUUCGUCUCCAUACAUGACUGCUCCUUCGAGUCCUCAAAGCUUCGGCAGUAGCUUCUUCUUCGGUGCUCCCACCAGUCCCACUCGUGCUUCUUCCUUUGCAGCGGUUCCUUUCGAAUGGGAGGAAAAGCCUGGUGUCCCUAAAAGAAAAGGUUUUCAUGCAAGAAUACACAAAAAAGAUGAGACCAACGAUGACGAUAAUGGUGGUGGUGAUGAUCGGUGUGAAGAUUUUGAUUUCGAGUUCGAGCUUAGUGGACAGUUUGAGAGAACUUCUUUGUCAGCUGAGCAGCUCUUCGAUGGCGGAAAGAUUCGGCCAUUGAAACCGCCGCCUGGGUUUUCGGAGUUCUCAAGCACCGUUUCUUCUCCGAAAGCGAGAGCUUUUCGAAAGAACGACGUUGAUCCAUUCGAAACAGCCAUCGAGAAGUCUCGUAAAGGAUCGGUAUUAGUGGAGCCAAAAAACAUACAACCAGAAUCGAAAGAACGAGGGAGGAACCGAUCCUCCGCUCGUUCUUCAUCAUCAUCUUCAACCUCCAACAAGAAGUACAACUACGUUCAUAAGAAGAGCAGAUCACUGUCUCCUUUCAGAGUAUCCAACGACACCACGUUCGAGCAAGAGACAAGCAAUCCCAAAUCCUAUGUUUCUUCAAUCCUGUCGGCCAUUUCGUUCUCGAAAGUUAACAGAAAAUGGAAGUUGAAAGAUCUUUUGUUGUUCAGGAGUGCAUCGGAAGGGAGGGCAACGAGUAAUGAUUCUUUCAGAAAAUAUGCUGUUUUGUCUAAGAAAGACGCCGAGGAUCUUAACAAUUUAAGCUUCCAGUCUACUGAGAGUGUCGCGUCGAGUUCGAGGCGAGUUUCGGCUCACGAGUUGCAUUACACGGUGAACCGGGCCAUGUCGGAGGAUAUGAGGAGGAAGACAUUUUUACCAUACAAGCAGGGUCUUCUUGGAUGCUUGGGGUUCAACCCUGGAAUGCAUGAGCUCUCCACGAGUAUUGCGUCUUUGACACAUGGAUGAUCAACAUUUCCUGAUUUAGUGCUUCUUUUUA